This is a messenger RNA of Electrophorus electricus (electric eel), 5298 nucleotides long. It is a transcript of the gene ppm1e, whose product is annotated as protein phosphatase, Mg2+/Mn2+ dependent, 1E. NCBI's taxonomy places the organism in Eukaryota, Metazoa, Chordata, Actinopteri, Gymnotiformes, Gymnotidae. Gene Ontology annotation, biological process: negative regulation of protein kinase activity; protein dephosphorylation. Gene Ontology annotation, molecular function: protein serine/threonine phosphatase activity; cation binding. The record is from RefSeq and is a predicted model, not a curated record. Gene Ontology annotation, cellular component: nucleus.
GAGCCGCUCCUUGCCCGUGAUUCAAUAGUAGUAGCGACUCCUUGCCCGGCUCGAGCUGUCCCUCUCGUCUAUCCAGGAAUGAGAAGCGAUGGCCGCUUCUGCCAACGAGGAGAAAACCUACAGGAGGUUCUUGGAGCUCUUCUUGCGGGAGAUGAGACCACCUCUCCAAGAAGACGGACCCCUUCCCAUGCGCCCGUUGUCGGACUUCAUCUCCGAGGACGAGGUAGAAGGGGAGUGCCUGGACCUGUGUCUGCAGCACCUGUGCAAAUAUAACUGCCCAUUCUCACUGGCUGCAGGCCUGUCUCGAGGCACGGCUGAUAGUGUUCUGCAGACUGAUCUCUCCAUAUACCAUCUAGCCAAGAGUACUGAGGAGGGCACAGAAGCACCUUCGUUUCCUCAGCUGGAGGCAGUGAAGCUGGCGCGUCUGGUCUUUAAUACAUUGUGUGAGAUCUGCUGUGUGUGGCUGAAGAGUUUCCCCGCCCGGCGCCGCACCCACCCCUACUACGAGACCUCCAUCCACGCCAUCAAGAACAUGCGCCGCAAGAUGGAGGACAGGCAUGUGGUCAUCCCCGACUUCAACUCCCUCUUUAACCUGCAGGAUCAAGAGGACCAGGCAUUUUUCGCCGUGUUCGAUGGCCACGGGGGAGUCGACGCUGCUACCUAUGCUGCCAACCACCUGCACGUGAACUUGGUCAGACAGGAGAUGUUCACCCAGGACCCUGGAGAAGCUCUCCGUCGUGCCUUCAAACUCACAGAUGAGCGCUUCGUACAGAAGGCCUCGCGCGAGACCCUGCGCUGUGGCACCACCGGGGUUGUGACCUUUCUUCGGGGUCGUACUCUACAUGUGGCCUGGCUAGGAGACUCACAGGUCAUGCUGGUCAAGAAGGGACAGCCAGUGGAGCUGAUGAAACCCCACAAACCAGACAGAGAGGAUGAAAAGAAGAGGAUCGAGGCUUUGGGAGGGUGUGUGAUCUGGUUUGGGACGUGGCGGGUAAAUGGGAGCUUGUCCGUAUCGAGAGCCAUAGGGGACUCGGAGCAUAAGCCGUAUAUCUGUGGCGAUGCUGACCACAGCGUGUUCCCGCUGGACGGCUUGGAGGACUAUCUGAUUCUGGCCUGCGACGGCUUCUAUGACACAGUGAGCCCGGAAGAGGCUGUGCGUGUGGUCAGCGACCACCUGCAGGAGAACAACGGAGACACAGCAAUGGUGGCCCACAAGCUGGUGGCGUCUGCGCGCGACGCCGGCUCCAGCGACAACAUCACCGUCAUCGUGGUCUUCCUCAGGGACCCCCGGGGGCCCCCACCCUCCGGGGAGCCGGAGGAGGAGGCGGAGGAGGAGCCUGGGGAAGAGGUGGAGCCAGAGGAGGAGGAAGAGUCGCUCCAGAGCGAGUUGGUAUGUCAGGACGGAGGAGGGGAGAACGGAGGUAAGGCCCGCGGAGGCUGGCCCCUGCAACAGUGCUCCGCCCCCGCUGACCUGGCGUAUGAAGACCGCACCGACUCCUUCACCGACAGGACCAGUCUGAGCAACACGGGGCCCCAGCCUCUCACGGGCAGCGGCGGCAACCAGGACCGGCCACUACCAGCGCCUGGCGGCCCGCCGAGCAGAACCUUCAGGCCGGACCUGGGGGCGGGCGGGGGUGGUGGCAUGGGCAUGGGCGCCGCCUGGCGCCCCUGUGGCGAGGUGGAGGUGAGCGGGCGCCAGCGCCGGGUGGGGCCCCGGCCCCCUGUCCCGUCCUGCACGCAACCCCCCGCGGACGGACUGUGGUUGGAGGCUGCGGCUCUCUUACCCCAGCAGGGGCGGAGGAAGAGGAGAAUGGAGGGUGGAGCACCACGUCGGGCAGCGAAGCGCCAAGGCCGGAAGGCCCAUGAGUGCCCCAGCCUGCAGCCCGACGUGCCCGAACCGCUCCGCUAUAUAGAGCGGAGGCCUGGGGUCGCCCUGCCACACCUAACACACCACCCCGGGCUCUAAACCCACAAACCCCCAUCACACUGCCCCCAUUCAGGCUAGAAAACACAUUUACAUUUACAGCAUUCGGCAGACACUCCUAUCCAGAGCGACUUACAUAUCUAUCAUUCUGACAGCACGUGCGUUAACUGGGAAUCCAACCCAUCACCUUGGUGUCUAAUAACAUGCUCCACCUGCUCCAUCAGGUGAGCUACACCUACACACAUACACACACGCACACAAAAGAAAAGCCAUCCUAUUAUUUACCAGUCUGUCACAAGUGAUGCCAGGCUUUGCCAUACCCCCUCCGCCCUGCUCCUCGUCAUCGUUAAGCCAACACUACAAAACGGGCAUAUUAUCCUGACCACUUCAUGGUCAAAAUCACUCUUCUGUGCCCCCCUGUCCACCAGGCCUAAGGUUUCUUGUAAUAGGUAAUUAGAGUUUGGUAGAGAUUAUUCUGAGCUAAGAAGACAAUAGGACGUCAUUCCUUGCUUUUCUGUUAGGAUUCUUUACUUUCACACCCUCCAAGAGCGUUCUUUAGGGUAAGCGUCGCGACCUUAGCAGCAGAGCCGCGUUUAGUUUAGCUAGGUCUGUCCAUUCAUGUCAUGUGUUUGUUUUUGUGGGCUGGUCACGUUGAACCUGCGGUUAAAUAGAGAGUCCUUCAUGGAUGCGUGGAAACCCCGGUCCUAAACACCUGAUUUUUCAAACAAGAACCUCCUGGCUGUUUAGGUCCAAACGCUGAACGUUAGCUGAGGAAAAGCUUCCCAGAAGCUUGUCUCAUGCUUUCAACCUGAUCCUAGACACAGUUUUAAUCUACACAGCUGCACAUUAACUCUCUGAUAGAUGCAGUAUGAAACCUAUUCAGAUUGUUUACAAUUGUUUACAAUCUUUGAAACCAAAGACAUGCAAGCUAGAUGUUUAUGUGGGAAAAGAUCCGCACAGUUUCAUCCUAGAUUUCUACAUGCACCAGUUCGCCAGGCAUCCCCGAGGUCCCACGGUGGCCAUGUUUCCCACUUAAAACAGGAUACCCAUAAACCCAUAAACCAGGACCGGUCAGCAUAAUAUCUCCAGGUUCCUGUUCAGGCGCGUCCCGCUGGGAUCGGCGCAGUGUUUAAGAUGAGCCUCACUCCUCCUCGUGAAGGAGGAUGGGACUUAGCUAAAGCGGGACAGUAUGUGCCUUCUGUGUCUCGCAACACUGUCUUAAGAAGCAUCGGACAACUAGGGGAAAAAAAACACUAAAAGAUGUGGCUGCAGUUUGACCUUUUUAACCAGAUGUUUGCAGCUGUCCCGAUUGUUAGGUUGAAGAACUUUCCGGUUCUGCAAACACCUUGCGAUGUUUUAAAUAUAGAGAUACUGAUACUUUCUGUAGAAUGUUACUGUAUGUCACACUAUAGUGUAAAAUAUCCCUUAUUAACCAUAGCAGUUUCUCCUCCCAACACACACGCACACACACACACACAAAUAUUUACCACCACCGGAGUACUCACAAAAAUGCCAGAAAAUAACUCACAGUCUAUAGAGAUAGUCUACCAAUACUCAGUUUGUACUGAUACGGUCUACACAGAUACUCACUGUUUGUAAGGACAGGACCUGUCUGUACCAGCCCGCCUGUUCCACUCCACAGACAUCUGACCCUUUUGUUUGUGGGCGGGUGGGUGUAGAAGGGUAUCUUUAGAGUGGGAAUAUGAGCAUGAGUGACCCCCAUCCCCCACCCGAGUCACACUAAACACACACAUUAGUCAGUGUUGGCACAGAGUACGUCCAGCUUGGCCCAUUUGGGCUAACACCAUGGAGUCCAGCUCCGUGGAGUCUGUACAGAGCAGCCCACAGUACCCAGGAGGUGAGAUUUAGCCAGUCGCCAGCAUCUCAGCUGGGAUAAAAUGUAAUGUAUGUACAAUAAGAAGUCCAAACACACACUCACACGUGCAUUCACACACAUAUUUAUGUAUGACUGGGAACGAUAAGGAGAUUUUCUGUUUCAUAUGAUGCUUGCCAGGACCCUGUGGGUAUGUAUCUGGACCAAAACCCUCUGCAAAACCCUCUCCAGAAAAAAACCCCAAAACUUUACAAUUGUUACUGGGAGAGUGAACCUGGGCAGCUGGAGAUCACAAGUCUCUUUACCCGGCUAUGAUGGCCUCUUAAACAGCACAUCCAAGCUGGUCUACGUGUCACCAGAUCCGUUCCGCUCUCCUCUGCUCACUCGCGGCAUUAGUAAUUCACACCGCCCAAAAAACACUAGUACCCUAGCACCGCGGCGCAUCCGAGGAAACAACCUUGCAGGGGGUUUGCAUUUUCCGAUGCCAGCAUUGACCCGCAGGCUGCCGUGUCCCACACACGCCCCUCUCGGGACAGUGGGGUGCGGCGGUCCAGCGCGGCGGGAAGGCGACCCCUUUCCUCACAACAUCUCCCUACCGCGACCCGGAAGAGCACCUGAAGUGUUCCACCCUGCCCUGAUCAUCUCCUUACGCCCCGAGGGCCAAAUGGCGUACAUCACUAUUGUAGUGAACCUACAUAUAUAUGUAUAUACACGUACGUUUGUGUAUGGUGCAUAUGAGUGCGCGUGUGCGUAUACGUGUGAGUAACGUUCGAGGAUGCGCACAUGAUGUCUCAUGUCUUGUUAACGUGACAGCUAAGUCACCAUUGUUAACUCAGAUGGCUACAGAGGGUCUGUGGUCUUCAACCACCCUGUCCCUGCCCUGCUAAACCUGAUACCGCUAAUGAGAGAACCCGAAACCCUCUGACCAUCAGCGGAGCGGGAUGAUCUCCCCGACAUUGUGAGGACUUUCUGCUCCGUCCGCAAGCCUGGGCCAGCGUUGGCAGGGCGUGGCGGGAAUGUUCAGACUCUCAUUCCAGUGGUGUGAGACACACCGACGGUUUCCCUCAUCGUCAAGUAUCUGGAGUGUCGGCUUCUUCGGCCCGACUGUUAGAUACAGUGAUGGCCAAGGCUGCUGUCUCAUGGUCCCACUCUCUCUCCUCUGAAAUGCCUGUCUCUCUCUCUGUCUCUCUCUCUCUCUCUGUCUCUCUCUCUCUCUCUCUGUCUCUCUCACUAUCCCGCUCCUUGUCCUCGCCACUUCUUGCUCAUGUACUGCUUUAUUUCUUGUAAGCAAUAACGAACCUAAACAAGCCAUGAGUGAGGAAAACUCUCAUGAGGAGAACUUUGCGAGAAUUCUUCAUGAGAAGAAUUCUUCAUGAGAACUCUGCGAGGAGAACCCUUCCCAAGGAGAACCCUUCGUGAGGAGAACUCUUUGCGAGAACUCUUCAUGAGGAGAACUUUCUUCUCUUUUUUUUUUUUUGAGGCCACGGCUUCUCCAAAGCGGAGAAGCCGAAAAGUUUCAAGUGAAAUGGAGGUAUGGGGG